This is a messenger RNA of Cydia strobilella, 3910 nucleotides long. RefSeq lists its product as uncharacterized. Lineage: Eukaryota; Metazoa; Arthropoda; Insecta; Lepidoptera; Tortricidae. The transcript is spliced from 3 exons. The coding region runs from base 1151 to 3748 and encodes 865 amino acids. The record is from RefSeq and is a predicted model, not a curated record. Gene Ontology annotation, molecular function: nucleic acid binding. Gene Ontology annotation, biological process: DNA integration.
CCACUUUUUCUAACCAGCCUUCUGUAAAACAUUAAAUUAAGAUAUCAGAUUCUCUGCUUUCAUUUGGUCGCCAUUACCUCCAACGCUGAACAUAAUGGUGACCCCUAGUUUAAAUCGCGGUUAAUCUCAGUACUUUAAAGCGAAUCGCUAGUAAAUUUAGUAAAAUUUGCGAGCCGGUACGUCGAGGAAUCGCCGCGUAUCCUGAUUUAGGCCGGGAGAGCAACGUUACCACGUAGGCAGCAACCGCGUGGGGCUCCGCCGACCUGAAGAAGCUGAAGAGGUGACUAGGAGGCGACCACACCACUCGAUCGAGCGGCCUGAGCCAACGCGACAGGCGCCGACCGAGCCACCAAAGCGGGACCACGUGCGUGGCACCGCAGCCGCAGCAGGGAACGGCUACCGCAAGUACCAAAGGGACCACGUGGGUGGUACCACACCAGAGGCAGAAGGAGCGCCCAAGCGAGGGCAAUCACCAAGCUACGCCACGCGCACGAGCAUCAAUCGAGAAGGCAAGUGAGCUGGCAUUCCCUAACCUAUCUACCAAAUCUCCCUACCAAAUUUAAUUGUAAUCGAUUUAUUUCCUACAAAUUGUAAAUUGUAAUCGUUCUUAAUCAUGUUAGAAACUUCCAAAAGCACUCUAGAAGAGUUAGAAAUUAGGCAGUUAAAAAAUAGACGAGGUGUCUGUAAGCGAAAAUUAACUGUAUUUAAUAAAUUUAUAGAAAGAAUCGACUCAAGUGCAUUGACGGCCGAAAUAAUUGUAGACAUAAGCUUAAGACUAGAACAAUUACCAAAGUUAUACAAUGAUUUCUCUGAGAUACAGGACCGGAUCGAGACACUGUGCAGCGACGAAGGGGACAUCGAAGCCCACGAGGCCGAGCGUAUGUCAUUUGAGGACACAUUUUACCGACUUAGCGCUAAGGGCAAGCUGCUGGCGAAGGUAGAUACCGAUUCAACACCAAAUGACCAUAGUCCGCAAGCCCCGCCGCAGCAACCCCUCGGAUUUCAAAACCUUCCUAAAGAACCGAGCUGACCGGCUGGAAGCGACCAGCCCAGCAGUACCAUCGGACGCACCCAGCACUUCCAAGAAGGCCAUGGUAACCACGUCCGAACCUAUCAAGCAGCUGCAGAGGCCAUAGCGAACCAGUUCUACAUGGACGAUUUUAUCGCCGGCGGCGACGACGAGAAUCAGGUAGCUGAAACUGCAUCACAGGUGAACGAGAUCCUGCGGGGAGCCAACUUCACGCUGCGGAAAUGGAAGUCCAAUUCCGAAGUCAUCAUAAAACGGGUGAGCGAAACACACACACACCAAAACACACACACAACCGAAUUUGGAGAUAAAACACAUAAGGUCCUGGGUUUAGCGUGGUCUAGUGACUCAGAUGAGCUUAUGUAUACCAUUAAAGAAAACCAAAUUUCACACCCAAUCACCAAAAGAAAGGUACUAGGGGUAAUUUCGUCCAUUUUCGACCCCCUAGGCUUGACGGGACCAGUAAUUGUAGUAGCCAAAAUAUUUAUUCAAAAAUUAUUUAAGGCUCAAUUAGAUUGGGAUACCGAAUUAACACAAGACUUGAUCCAAGAAUGGAACACAUUCUAUCGAGACUUGUUUUUAUUAAACCAAUUGAAAAUUUCGAGAUGUACAGUCAUACCCAAUUAUGUAACGAUACAAAUUCAUGGGUUCUGUGACAGUAGUAUUAAAGCCUAUGGCGCUGCCAUCUAUAUACGAUCAAGCGAUAGAGUAGGAAACGUACAAGUUCACCUACUUUACUCAAAAUCAAAAAUAAGUCCAAUACAACCCCAAACUAUUCCAAAUUUGGAACUUUGUUCCAGUUUACUGCUCGCGACACAUGUCGACAAAAUAAAACGAGCAUUAAAAUGUGACGUUUCCGGAAUCAACCUGUGGUCAGAUUCAAAAAUAACAUUAUGUUGGAUAAAAAAUAGUAACCCUAAAUUAACUUGUUUUGUUAGUAACAGAGUCACAAAAGUAUUAUCACUUACAAACAAGCACGAGUGGUCAUGGGUCCGCUCGGAGGAUAACCCCGCCGACCUUUUGUCCCGAGGGGUAGCACCAGGCAAGCUGGAAACCAACCAGUUAUGGUGGUCUGGGCCGGCGUGGUUGACCCAAAGUCCGGACACAUGGCCGACCCACGAUUCUGAGUCACUAAAUCAUGCACCCGAGGCCGAGAGCGACGUAAACAUAACUCUCACCUUGGCUAUUAGCACAGAAUCUAACGACACGAUACAAUAUCUUUUCCACAGGUGGUCAAGCGAUAAAACACUUAUUCAUGUAUUAGCAUACAUACUUCGAUUUAUAUAUAAUACAAAAAAUAAAACUCGAACAAUUAAUCCAAAUAAUAAAUUAUCAGGACCAUUGUCCGUAGAAGAAUUAAAAAAAUCGGAUCACGCAUUAAUUAGACACGCACAAAUGGAAUCAUUCCCACACGAAUAUAAAUUAUUGCAAAACAAUAAACCGGUUCUUAACAAAUCAAAAAUAUUAUCUUUACACCCAUUCAUGAAGGACGGACUCGUUCGCGUAGGCGGACGAAUCGGUCUUUCGCAUUAUGCAUAUGAAAAAAAACAUCCUUUAAUAUUAAGUCACGAGCACGCGCUUACCAAACUACUGAUGGCAAACGCACAUAUACGUACUCUGCACGCUGGCCCUCAGUUAUUACUUUCAACUAUUCGCGAGCGCAUCUGGCCAACAAAAGGUAGGAUGUUAGCCUCGAAAAUUGUAAAUAAAUGCGUUCCGUGUUUUAGAGCAAAUCCAAAGACUACUAACCCUAUAAUGGGAAACUUACCCCCCUCAAGGGUAAAUCCUUCCCCCCCCUUUGCUAUCACGGGUAUCGAUUAUGGAGGACCUUAUAACAUUAGAGAUAGGACAGGGCGUGGUUACAAGGUCUCUAAGUGCUAUAUAGCAGUGUUUAUUUGUUUUGCAACAAAGGCAAUUCAUCUCGAAUUAAUUACAGGGCUCGAGUCAGCCAAUUUCCUGGCGGCGCUGCGACGAUUCAUCGCCAGGAGAGGUAAACCGAAGGAGUUGGUGAGUGACAAUUCAACAACCUUUCAUGGGGCUAGUAACGAGCUAAAAGAUUUACAAAAAUACCUACAGGACAGCUCGAGCGAGCUAGUAUCUCAUUGCGCAGACGAGGGCAUAAAAUGGAGUUUUAUUCCUGUCUAUACACCUCAUAUGGGGUCCCUAUGGGAAUCUAGUAUAAAACUUACCAAAUAUCAUUUAAAAAGAGUGUUAGGGUUAUCUUUGUUAACUUACGAACAAUUUGUAUCAAUCCUAUAUCAGGUAGAAUCUAUGGUAAAUUCUAGGCCACUAUGUCCCUUACCUAGUUCAAAUCCUGACUAUCCUGUCCUUACGCCAGCUCACUUUUUAAUUGGAAAAGCACCAAAUUCACUUCCGGACGAAGAUUAUAACCAUGUACCAAAGAACCGAUUAACUCACUAUCAACUUUUGCAACAAAUCACGCAGGACUUCUGGCGGCGCUGGUCACGUGACUACAUCGGAACGCUGCAGGAACGCACGAAGUGGAGGAGCGCGCGCGGCCCAAGCCUCGCAGUCGACACCGUCGUCCUGGUACGAGACGAGCGUCUGCCGCCCUGCCGGUGGAGGCUGGGCAAGAUCGUCGCGACGCAGCCGGGCCGGGAUGGCGUCACCAGGGUGGCCGUCAUCCGAACCGCCAGAGGGGACAUCCAACGCGCGUUCAAUAACAUUUGUCCAUUACCUACUUCGGGUGAAGUCAUAUAAGUAGUAAAUACCUACCAACAGUACCAACCUAAUGUAAAGUUCAAAUAAUUAUAACUAAGUGUCAAAUAAGUAUAAUUAAGUACCUAAAUUACCUUACUUACCUAGUACCUAUGUACAUAAUUAGAAUACCUACUCCCUAUUUAAAAUAAAAAUCAUUUCCUA